Molecule: messenger RNA, 2558 nt
Organism: Podospora pseudocomata
Lineage: Eukaryota; Fungi; Ascomycota; Sordariomycetes; Sordariales; Podosporaceae
Gene: SIR2
Product: NAD-dependent histone deacetylase sir2
Exons: 2
Coding region: 813-2558 (581 amino acids)
Cellular component (GO): nucleus
Molecular function (GO): histone H4K16 deacetylase activity, NAD-dependent; NAD+ binding
Source: RefSeq, a predicted model, not a curated record
CCGAAACACUCACUUCCGGUGUCUGCCGUUUCUUGUCGCCUCCGCAACCCACGUACAUCCGGGGCAGCGGCGCUGCUGCAACGUUUUGUUCGAGUUUGCUUGCGCAUAAGAAUAAGGUAGAUCGACUCUCUUUUGUUCGCUCUCUCUCGCGCACGCCUGGUCAGGCCACCCUCGAAAUCCGGCAUUGCCGUCAACAACCCACUCUCUUCCCGAAACUCGAGCUUUUUCUUCUGACACAACCCGGAACCGGCUGCCCGACCGAUAACCUUGUGCGUGUGCGCGACUUUGCAAAUUGGGACCCUCGCAUACUUGUCAAAUCGAUUGCCACGCAACUCACUUCACUUCACUUUGAACAACCAUCCAUCUUGGGGUCUUUUUUGCCAAGACCCACCUUGGAACUCCCUAGCUUCCUCCUCGACUUUCUUGUCUCUCACUUCCUCUUGCUCUCUCUCUCUCUCUCUCUCUCUCUUUCUCUUUCUCUCUCUCUCUCUUUCUCUCUCUCACUCUCGUCAACUCUGGCAAAUCUCACUCUGUAACAACAACAUCAGCCGCGUUUGGGACGCACUUCAACAACAACACAUCACCUGUCUUUUUUGCCGACCCCCGUCUUUUUCUUUGAACACCUUACAACUUUUUGCGACUUAUCGUCGCCACUGUUGACUGGCUGCAUAUGUUGUUGUCAUUAUUUGUCUUUUAACUCGCAUUUUCCGCUUUUGCCUUUUCUCACUUAGCUUCCGCUCACUUUCCGACCUUUUUUUCUGUUCUUUGCCAUCAGAACAACCCAUCCGUCAGCAACUUUUAUCGCGCCCAGAAUGGAGGCCACAAGUCGCACCGCCCUCCCUGAUGGCGGCGGUCAGAAAAAGAAGGUCAAGGGUCGCAGCAAGUCGCCCAAGUCGCCCACCACCACCACCACUUCCAACGGCGCAUCAUCUGAAAUCGCCAGAAAGUCGAGCACUCGUGUCAGGAAUGUUGUCGACUACGACGAAAAGAGGGCUUUUGUCGGCUUGGACAGCGAUCCUGUUGUCCCCCCUCCUCCCCGCCGGCAGUCCCCCCCCUCUGCUCACCAGAAUGGCAGCAACGGCAGCGCUGCUGUCAAGAAGACUGCUCACAACUCUGGCAACGGCAGUGGCCUCACUGAGCUCGAGGAGCGCGUCCAGGAUUUGGGCGACUCGUGGGAGACAGAGUCUCUGCUGAACGACAUUCUUGGCGAUGUUCACGAGGAUAGGUUCUUCACCGAUGACGCCGAUGCCUGCACCCCAGAAGAGGCAAUCCAAUACCGCCAAAUGCUCCGCGCUUUGGGUCCUGAGAUCUUUGUCCAGCGCACCGUCGACGCCGGCCGCAUCACAGCCAAGAAGCUUCUCACAGCUUUUGGCGUCCGCCCACCGGACUUUUUGGAAGGCCAAGACGACGACGCCUACUUUUCUCUCCUGAGCUAUGCGUUCACGAGGGAGCUCAAAAAGCGCGCCAAACUGACGCGGUACAACACGGUCGACGACGCCGUCGCCCUCCUCAAAGAAAAGAAGAACAUCAUCGUCCUCACGGGCGCGGGCAUCUCCACCUCGCUCGGCAUCCCCGACUUCCGCUCGGCCGGCACGGGCCUCUACAGCAAACUCGCCCAUUUGGGACUGAACGAUCCGCAGGAGGUGUUUGACCUGUCGGUCUUUAGGCAAGACCCGACGAUUUUUUACUCGGUGGCGAAGGAUAUCUUGCCGAGCGAGGACCGGUACACGCCGACGCAUCAGUUUAUCAGGUUGCUUCAGGAGCGGGGGAAGCUGUUGACGAAUUACACGCAGAACAUUGACAACUUGGAGUCCAAGGCGGGGAUUUUGCCCGAGAAGCUGGUUCAGUGUCAUGGGAGUUUUGCCACGGCGAGUUGUGUCAAGUGUGGGGAGAAGGUUGUGGGCGACAGUAUUUUUGCGGAGAUCAAGGCGGGGAAGAUUCCUCGGUGCAGGAAGUGUCCUUCUGGGCAGUCUCGAUCUCAGUCACGAAAGAGAAAGACGGCCAACUCUUCCAACUCGAAACGUCGCCGGGAUUUCGACCGGGACAGCAAUUCCGACUCGGAAUUUGAUCUUGUCUCUUCAUCAGCGGGGGUGAUGAAGCCGGAUAUUAUUUUUUUCGGGGAGCCGCUCCCGGAUGAGUUUAGUCAGAGGCUGACGCAGCACGAUGUCGACAGGGUGGACUUGGUGAUUGUCAUCGGGACGAGCUUGAAGGUUGCGCCGGUGAGCGAGGUGGUGCCGUACCUGCCGAGCCACAUACCGCAGAUUUACAUCAGUCGGGAGGCGAUUGGGCACAAUAAUUUUGACAUCGACUUGUUGGGGGAUUGUGAUGUUGUUGUGGCGGAGCUGUGCAGGAGGGCGGGGUGGGAGUUGGGGCAUGAGAUGGUGCCGGAGGGGCAGGUGGUUGAGGUUAAGGCUGUGGAGGGGUGGGGGAGCAGGUGGGUUUUUAAGGAGGUGAAGGACGGGGAUAAGGAGGAUGGGGUGAAGGAUGAGAUGAAGGAGAAGAAUGGGGAGAGUGGGAAGGGGAAGAGGGGGAAGAAUGGCGGCGGGGGAAAGAAGUAA